Messenger RNA from Orbicella faveolata, 533 nucleotides. RefSeq lists its product as uncharacterized. NCBI's taxonomy places the organism in Eukaryota, Metazoa, Cnidaria, Anthozoa, Scleractinia, Merulinidae. The record is from RefSeq and is a predicted model, not a curated record.
UGAGGUUUAUCGCUGUCUCAAGUUAACGCAAGCUAAGUGAAAUCCAAGAUGAAGUGGCUGUUUUUGGUUACGCUCACUCUCCUUGCCGUCAGCGUUUUCAGUGCUGCAUUCAACAAGGAAGAAGAUGUACUUUUAAAAGAAUUGAUGAAGGACGAAAAGGAAGGGGCUGAUGAAACCGAGACAGAAGAAGGGGAGGGUCGUUUUGUUCGGGAAACAAAGGAAGAAUUAGAAGACGAGGAAGAAGACGAGGCAGAAAUGGCGAAAUCAUCUUUGACGGAAAAUGACGAAAAUGACGGUACCCAAAAUGACGAGUCCGAAGGUAAUUUUCCAGAAAUGGACGAGAAGGAAGCUCCCAUUGACAUCAAGGCAGCUUUUGAUGAAAAAGAAGACAUGACAAACGAGAACCCCGAACAGUAGUCAAGUACACCAAAAAAAUUAAGGGGCAAAUCUGUAGAAUGAAAACUUAAAAUCUGUCAGCAUAUUUCAAACCAAGAGACUUCUUGAGUCUGUAAAAUAAAGUAAAAACAAUCUGA